CCUGCUCGAUUCGGUCGGUCUGUGGGGUACCUCGGCUCAACCGGCGACGCGCUUACCCUCUACCCAGGAGCACAUAGUCCGACAUAUCAGGAAGGAAGCAACCACCUUCGCCUUGUAACCUCCUCAUACUCGUCACAACCGCAUCCUGCCACCGUCCCACCGCCAAUGUCAACCACGACGCUCCAAACCACACCCCCUCCGACCGAGCACGUCCUCCUCUCCUACCCGGCCGACUAUGUCCUCCUCGUCACCAUAAACCGCGAGCGGCAGAUGAACUCGAUUCCCUUCGAGGGCCACCUCGAAAUGGGGCAGGUGUUCGAAUGGUUCGAUCUCGAGCCGAAUCUACGCGUCGCCAUCAUCACCGGCGCGGGCAAGAAGAGCUUCUGUGCGGGCCAGGAUUUGAUACAGUUGGGCAAGAUCAGGAGUGGCCAGUUGAAGUUGAAUCCAGCGCUAACAAGGCACCCACUCAGUGGAUUUGGUGGCUUGAGUAGGAGAGCGGGAAAAAAGCCUGUCAUAGCGGCUGUAAACGGAUUAGCCCUGGGUGGUGGGUUUGAAAUCGUGCUGGGUUGUGACUUGGUGGUCGCCAGCCCAGGCGCCAUUUUCGGUCUGCCAGAAGCUCUCCGUGGUAUCUUCGCAGGAGCAGGAGGUCCACCACGCCUCGUUCGCAAUAUCGGCUUACCCGUUGCCUCAGAGAUGGCUUUGACGGGUAGGCCCAUCACAGCACAGCGGGCCAAAGAGCUGAAUCUCGUCAACCGGAUAUCACCCUCACAAGAAACCGUAGUUGAGGAAGCUCUGAAGCUAGCGAAUGAGAUUGCUGCAAUUUCACCAGAUGCGGCAAUUGUCACCAGAGCAGCGUUGCGACAAGCAUGGGAACACGGAAGCGUAGAGCGAGCUACUCAGAUUACGAUCGAGCAGUACGGUAAUGCUUUACAAGCAGGCGAGAAUGCAUUGGAGGGCCUGAAAGCGUUUGCGGAGAAAAGGAAGCCGAGUUGGAAGCCAUCGAAACUGUAGAUUACAUAUGAAGGAAGCUCCCACUCUCACAGAUGUCUACGCGCGUCAUCUUGUGCAUCCCUAGAUUUGUGGAGUACAACUGCAUUGAAUUCUCUCGGCAUGGUCCGCUCAUGCAUGCGUGGAGGGAUUUGGAUGGUCACGGCGAGUACUUCGGCGAUUUCGAUAUACUUCAAACGACGUCAACAAACGGAUUGCACACCCGCCGUCUUCCUAGCCAAUUGAGCAAAGCGUAUUGACCGCAGAGCUUCUUUACCAGUCCGAAGGGGUUAGAUUAGUCUCCCGGAAGACUUCCAGGACCGAGCCGAACCCCUAGACCCCACCUCCC
This is a messenger RNA of Cucurbitaria berberidis CBS 394.84, 1336 nucleotides long. Its product is annotated as ClpP/crotonase. Gene Ontology annotation, cellular component: mitochondrion. NCBI's taxonomy places the organism in Eukaryota, Fungi, Ascomycota, Dothideomycetes, Pleosporales, Cucurbitariaceae. The record is from RefSeq and is a predicted model, not a curated record. Bases 166 to 1011 code for a protein of 281 amino acids. Gene Ontology annotation, biological process: fatty acid beta-oxidation. The transcript has a single exon. Gene Ontology annotation, molecular function: enoyl-CoA hydratase activity.